This is a messenger RNA of Prorocentrum cordatum, 704 nucleotides long. The record is from the annotation of a GenBank genome assembly. NCBI's taxonomy places the organism in Eukaryota, Dinophyceae, Prorocentrales, Prorocentraceae.
GCUCGACCGAGUACGCCGCGCAGGACUCGCCGACAGAGAUGCCCGUGCCAACGGAGAGGCCGGAGCUAUCUCCAGUCGAGGGCCCGGGCGAUGGCUUCGACGACGCGCCGAUGGAGGUCGUCCCGGCGCAGGCCGCCCUCGGCGGGGCGGUUGCGCCCUCCUCGCCCACGGAGAUGCCCGUGCCGACGGACCUGCCGUCGCCCGGGGCGCUCGGGGAGGAGGCCAGCGUGCUGCCCAUGGAGAUGGAGGUCGCCUCGGCGGGCGCACCGGAGGAAUUGCUGGAGUCAGCGGAGCCCGCGGAGUCGCCCACGGAGAUGCCAGUCCCCACCGCGGUUCCCUCCCCGACGUCGCUGGGGCCCCCAGACGAGGACGGCGCGGGGCGGGCCGCGCGCGUGGAGCCGCUCGAGCUCCCGCACGGCCCUGGGGCCAGCGACGGCGAGGACGAGGCGCUGCGCUCGGCGCCCCCGUCGUCCCCCACCGAGAUGCCGGUCCCGACGGCGGUGUUGUCACCGACUUCGCCGGCGUUCGCAGACGGCGAAGAGUUUGUGGCGCCUACUGCAUUGGAGACCGCGGCGGCGCGGCCACCACGGGAGACCGCGGAGGAGGUUCUCGAGGUGCUGCCCACGGCGGGGCCGGGGUCCGUCUUCGACCAGUCCGCGGAGGUGAUGUCCGCGCCGGUGCCGACGUCCCCCACGGAAAUGCCC